This is a messenger RNA of Macrosiphum euphorbiae (potato aphid), 1968 nucleotides long. Lineage: Eukaryota; Metazoa; Arthropoda; Insecta; Hemiptera; Aphididae. The record is from the annotation of a GenBank genome assembly.
AUGAAUACUGGAAGUUAUCCUACAUUUGUGACCGCUGCGCCGGCAACUUCGUUUAAUACCUGUUCGAGUGCAAACAUGACUCAAGUGAAUACAGGAAACAAAUAUACAAAUGUUCAGCAACAAACUGAUACAUCAAAUACUAAUACAGUAGUUAAUACUUCUAAUACUAGUGGACAAGUUGUUGCACUGUUAAACAGUGAUGAAGCUGGUGUAACUUACUUAAGGCCACUAGAUUCAAAUGGUUUUGCUGUAAAUCUAGCUGGAGUUGGGUCAUCUAACCAACAAGGACAAAUAUUUACUAUUCCCAUAACUGUUCCUGGUUCUAAGCCUGGAGAACAAAGUCAAACUAUACAAAUUCAAGUAGUUGGACAAGGCGGUAUAUCUGGUGAUAAACUUUUGCCUGUUUUUGGACCAGUAUUACAACUAGCGUAUAACCAACAACAAGACAAUGGAACCAUUCAACUUCAAUUACAGCAAGAAGGUGAUGUUUCAAAUGACCAAAUACAUAACAACAACAAUGAUUCAAUGCAGUCGUCGGAUUUAUUGCAAGACGUUCAAGAGGACCAAGAUAUGAUACAAGAUGUUAAACCAGUAAUAAUCGAACAAAGCGGCACAGAUAGUAAUGGUAUACCAUUUCCAUUGGCAGUAGUGGUAAAUCAAGAUAUGGUUGUGCGGCGUAAUCAGCAAGACAACAAAAUAAUUGGCGAUCAAAAAGAUAAUCAGGCGGACAAACGAUUAAGAAUUCAAAAUGAACAAGAUUCAGCAAAUCAAUAUGUUAUGACUUACUCAUCGAAUUCAAAUAAUUCUGUUUCAUUGGCUGAUUAUAUAUCUAUGAAUCAUGAUAAUAUACCCCUUGGACAUUUUUUAAAAUUUUCACCCGAUAAUAAUAAAAGAGAUAGUAUGGAAUCAUCUGGUAACCAAGAUGAUGGCACUAGUGAAAUGGUAGUUUACGAAGAUACCAAUAGUGGGGAAAAGGGUAAAAGAAAAAAAAAAUACAAAAAGAAACCACCGGCUGCUCGAAAACCACGACCUGGUCAAAUACAUAUUGCAACUGCCUUAGAUGGUACUCUUCUGUUUUGUUGUCCAGAAUGUAGCAUGGCUUACCCCGAUAAAGAAAUGCUUGAACAACAUUUAGUUGCUCAUAAAAUAGAAAGAAGAUUUAUAUGUGACCUGUGUGGUGCUGGGCUGAAACGAAAAGAACAUCUAGAACGACAUAAAUUAGGUCAUAAUCCAGAACGUCCAUUUGUUUGUAAUGUGUGUUGUAAAGGUUUCAAAAGAAAAGAACAUUUGAAUUUGCAUGCUGUGAUCCACUCAGGUGUAAAGACUGAAGUAUGCCAGGAUUGUGGUAAAGGUUUCUACCGGCGAGAUCAUUUAAGAAAACAUACUCAAAGCCACAUUACUAAACGUUUAAAAGAAGAACAUGCAGCUCUUCAACAAAUGGCAGAACAAGUAACAGUGUCAGAUCGUCAGAAAAUGUCCGUCCCGGAGCUAAUCCAAAAUCAAAGCCAUUCAGGACCAAUCAUUAACUUGGCACACCAAGAAAUGAUAAUUGAUGCUGUUGCUAGUGGAAGAAACGAUAGUCCUACCCCUCCAAGUGAUCAUCAAAUUGUCAUCACCAAAGGCAACCAAAAACUUACUGAACAAGAGUUGAUUAUACUACAGCAGCAGCAAAUUCAGCAGCAGCAACAGCAACAGCAGAUUCAGCAGCAACAACAACAACAACAGCAGCAGCAACAACAACAACAGCAGCAGCAACCAAAUAGUCCAAAUAUAGCCCAACAAGAGAUGAUCAUUGAGGCUGUAGGACAACAACAUCAAAGUCCAUCUCCACCACAUGUGGAACACCAUCAAGUAGUUAUUACUAAACUAGAACCAAUAGAAGAUUCUAGAGGAGAAAAUGAAAGUAUUGUUUUGACGCAGUCUGAUGCUAGAGAAGCACUUGGUUUACUACACCAUCAAUCUCAAUGA